GGCCUUACCAACAUCUGAUCCAAGUAAGGUUCUGUGAGAGUAGGGCUUCUGCUUUCUGCAGCUUGGGUAGAAGAGCUCUAGAGGGAGCCAGAGUUAAAGGGAAAGUUCACUAGUCCAGAAGUUGUUCUGCACACUUUUAGGGACUUAGAAGUGUGACUCGGUGUUUUAAGUUUCCACAGGGUGGUGCUAUACUUUCUUUUUGUUGAAACUCUUCCUUUCUUUGUCUUUUUUUUUUCUCGUGGUGCUUAUGGUGUGUUCUGCUUGUUUUGUUGCAUGACUGUAUAGUUCAUUUGCUUGGCUAGUUAUAUAUUUGGGUGCUUUGGGCAUAAUAUAACUUAAACAAAAUGUAUAUCUUGUGCUCAGUUUAUACUAGGCUUUUCUUUACUUCUCCACGUUUGCUUAUAAAUGAACUUUUAUUGAAUUUUAUUUUAUAUGCAUGCUUAUAAUAAUGCAUUAAAAUGUGGUAACGUUUUUUUCUUUUAGUUUUUAGUUGGUGUAAAAAAGUGAUUUUGUUUUGCCUUCGUUUAAACCGAGCUUAUCUGGGCUAAACAAGCCUAAAAAGGCAGGACCUGUAUCUCUGAGCAGUGUUUUGUUUUGAAGCUGUGUUCUCUCUCUCGCUCUCGGUGGGUUUGAGCAUGCUCAGUCAGCUUGUUUUCGACUAAGAACCUGGAGCCAUCAAUCAUCACCCGAAGCCCCGCCCACCGCUCCACUUCUUCCACACCCAGCCCGAGCCGCUGAUUAGCUCGCUGCUCUUGGUUGCCUGGUUUCUUACAUAAUUACCCUGCAGGCCCCGCCCCUUAUUUGCUCAGUUAAAGGUAGUGUGGAGCCAUGAAGCCCUUCAGUUUUGUUUUGAAGCUCAGGCGGAGUUCAGACCCCUCCCCAGCACUUUAAAACUUUUACAACCCCCAAGUUUACGCCUCGUUUAGAGAGCCGAGAUGAUUUUCGACAAGCUGAAAAAGUUCCUCAUCGUGUUCGACUCGCCGGAGGUGGACUCGCCCCCGGUGUUCAGCAGCGGGGACGUGGUGUCCGGCAGAGUGGUGCUCGAGCUGUCCGCAGAAAGCAGCGUGGAGUCGCUGAAGCUGCACGCGGAGGGUUUUGCAAAAGUUCACUGGACGGAGUCUCGCAGUGCGGGCUCCAGCACAGCCUACACCCAGAACUACAGCGACGAAGUGGAGUAUCUGAACCGCAGAGAGGUGCUGCUGCAGGCAGAUAAUGGGGAACUGACCACCCUUCCUGCUGGAAGACAUGAAUACCCCUUCAGUUUCCAGCUGCCCGAGGAGACACUGGUCACCUCCUUUGAGGGCAAGCAUGGCAGCAUUCGCUACUGGGUCAAGGUGAAGCUGCAUCGACCCUGGUGCACAGUGAAGAAGAUCAAGAAGGAGUUUACAGUUAUUGAGCCCAUUGAUAUCAACACACCAUCCCUUCUUGCACCUCAGGCUGGAACCAAAGAGAAGAUGGCCCGCGCCUGGUACCGUAACUUCGGGCAGGUUUCAAUCACUGCAAAAAUCGACCGUAAAGGCUACACACCAGGUGAAGUGAUCCCAGUCUUUGCAGAAUUCGAUAACUCAACUUCACGAUCAGUGGUGCCCAAGGCUUAUAUCACUCAGACGCAGACGUUUAUCGCAAGGGGUACCAUGAAGCAAAAGCGCUCUGUCGUUGCCACACUGUGUGGAGAUGCAGUGGGAGCGCGGCGUAGAGAGACCUGGCACGGCCGAGCCAUCAAAAUCCCUCCUGUUGGGCCGUCCAUCCUCCAGUGUCGCAUCAUCAAAGUGGAAUACAUGCUCAGGGUUUGUGUGGAUGUUCCUGGUACCUCCAAGCUGUGUCUGGAGCUUCCACUGGUCAUGGGGACCAUCCCUCUCCAUCCUUUCGGCAGCCGCACCUCCAGCGUCAGCAGCCAGUACAGUCUGAACCUGGAGUGGCUCCGCAUGGCCAUCCCCGAGCAGCCUGAGCCUCCUCCUGAGUACAGCUCCGUCGUGACUGAGGAAGAGUCCGUGCAGAAUUCUGCAGCUCGACAAGAGGAGGACCUCAGUGGGGUGCUGGAGCGGCCUUUCAUGGCCUAUGUGCAGGAAUUCCGAUUCAGGCCACCUCCUGUGUACAGUGAGGUGGACCCCAAUCCUCAGCCCUUCAACAUGAGACCCCGUUGCAUGACCUGUUGAACGCCAUUGCAUCUGAGCAUCAUGUGGUGAUGUGCUGAUUGAAACGAAGCAAAGAUUUGCUUUCUUCCUGGAUGCCCUGGAUCGCUGAGACUGGUACUCAUCUCUUGGGACUUGCCUCAUCGCCCAAGGGUCUGCAGUGCCAAUCGAGUGGAGGGGCCGAGAAGGAGGAAUCGGUUGCUUGAUUGACUGAUUGGACUAUCUGGCCGGAUAAUAUUCUUUCACAUCCUUUCAAGUCCCUGCAAGAGAGGGAAAAGGUGCGAGUUGGAUGGAUUUGUCUGGUCAUUUCAGAGUCCUCAGACCUCAGUCUGCUGUGGUCAGUGCCCGCUAACGAUCGACUGUCAACCUACCAAGUUUGCAACUGGUGGAAAUCUGUGGACUGUUUGUGUUCUGGGGAAGGAGAUUAAACCAAGAAGAAGAAGCCGCUUAUAAAUGGUGCCUAACCGUGAAGGUUCCUGUAUUUAUUUCAAGUGAACAUUUUGGUUUAUCCUGUAUUAAUAUCAUCACCUAAUAGUUGACGCAAUAAUGUCGCAAUAAUGAACUGUCGACCCUGAUCUGUGGUAGCCAAAAUGCUUCCUUCCAAAGUGCCUUCCCUUGCUUUCCCUAUUACAGUCCUACCAUCAAGAAAUAAUGUUAAUCUUAUGAUUUUAAGCUCGUAUGUUGUGCUGUGUAUGCAGGUGACAUAAGAUCUAGUGUAAAGGUAGUGCAGGUUCAGACCUGCUGCGAUAUGCACGGGUGAUACUGGGCAUGAAAGUUAAGCUGUGUGCCAAUGAGAUUUGUCAGAUAUUGCAUUAGAAUCGUGGAGGCAGCAAAGUUUGUGUGGGUUUUAUUCUUGAAGAGAAAAAAACAAACAAACCCACCAUCGUACUUCUGAAGUUUGGUAGACUUGAACUUGUCAGGCUUGAGUGCGAGAAAGAAAGAGAGAGAGAGAGAGAGAAACAGAGAGGAUGCGCUGAUGGCAUGUAGCUGCUCAUCAGUGUUCGUGUCUUAAUUCGCAAAGAAAGAAAGCGAAUGCAAAGCUACAUAUAUACAUAUUCAUAUACCAAUGUUACUGGGAAUGAUUACUGCUCAGUUCUGCUGAUUGGCUGUUGUGGUGUUUUCUGCCAGUGGAUGUACAAAAAAUAUAUGAUCAUUACUCAACAUAAAACAACAGCACAGUUCAGUACAAAGCUGCAGCAGGCACAAACUAUUAGAGCUCUAGUAACGUCAGGAGGAGGAUGAUUACGAGCCAUGUUUGUUCAAGGUGCCUUAUUUUUUCUUUUUUUUGUCUUGUUUUGUUGUUUUUAACAGCAAUCAAUAUCGAGUACAGGGAUUAUGCACAAUGUUGCAGUAAGCUUUGAACUUGUUAUGCCACUCUGAAGUGUACUUAACAUUCCAAAAAAUGGGAAGGAUUUUCCUCAUUUCCAAAUGACUUCAGGUUGGAACACACUGAAUGUAAAGUUCAUGGCACUCAUGUAAACAUGAAUGUAUUUUCUAGUCUUUUUUCCAUGUCAAAUAUAUUUUUUGCAUAUCAUUUUAUAAUAAAAACAAAAGAAAAAGUAAA
This is a messenger RNA of Astyanax mexicanus (Mexican tetra), 3696 nucleotides long. It is a transcript of the gene arrdc2, whose product is annotated as arrestin domain containing 2. The record is from RefSeq and is a predicted model, not a curated record. Bases 936 to 2156 code for a protein of 406 amino acids. The transcript has 8 exons. Gene Ontology annotation, biological process: protein transport. Gene Ontology annotation, cellular component: plasma membrane; cytoplasm. Lineage: Eukaryota; Metazoa; Chordata; Actinopteri; Characiformes; Acestrorhamphidae.